Molecule: messenger RNA, 4703 nt
Organism: Haplochromis burtoni (Burton's mouthbrooder)
Lineage: Eukaryota; Metazoa; Chordata; Actinopteri; Cichliformes; Cichlidae
Product: solute carrier family 25 member 53
Exons: 3
Coding region: 410-1291 (293 amino acids)
Source: RefSeq, a predicted model, not a curated record
CAACGCUCAGUGCGCCUUGCUCUCUAAUCCCAUUACAGACCCAGGUUAGGGGAGAAACAAGUAAUGGAAAUGGUUCAAAGGAAAAUAGAGGAAGAUGGUGACAUUCACUGCAGAGAGGAUCUAAGGAUAUAGAAGUGAUGUGGGAGUAAAACCCAGAAGAUGGCAGUAGUGCAACAUCGUUGGAUGCAGGCUGCCUUUAAAAAUGGAAGAAGAAGAAGAAGGAAUUCUAUUGUGGACCACUUAUCGGAGGAGCAUCUGUGGUAACUACGGGCACAAGCAGAAAUACCCUCUCCUCAUGCAGCACUGGAAAAUACAAUAACGACACACCUAUUCUGCCUCCACAUUCCUACAAUGAUCUGUGGAAAAUAACGAAUUGUUUUUCUGGUGGAGACAGCUGACAGAGAGAAUAAUGGCCGGCGGUUCUGAGAGUAAACAAGAAGAAGAGGCACUUGGCAACCUAAUUGUUCAUUUCCAGAGCUACUUGCAUGGAGGAACCUCCAGCUUGUUGUCCACCCUUCCCACCCUUAUCGUCUUUCCUGUCUAUAAGACUGUUUUUCGUCAACAAAUCCACAACACCUCAGUUCACAAGGCAGUGGCACAGCUCUAUAGAGAGGGCCCUGUGAAGCUCUAUAGGGGUGUGGCUCCACCGUUAGUGAUGAGGACGCUGAACGGCACACUGCUCUUUGGCCUCCAGGAUACCCUCCUCCGACAGCUCCCUCUGUCAUCCCAGAAUGUCAUCUCUGCCAAGGCCCUUCCUGCUCUGGCGGGGUUUGGGGCAGGUGUUGUAGAAGCCGUGGUUUUUACACCCUUUGAGCGUGUUCAGAAUGUGCUGCAGAACAGCCAGAAUGACAGUCGUCUACCCUCGUUCAAGAGCGUCCUUCUAAGGCUAAAGGCAGAGGGGAUUGCUUUGGGCUACUACAGAGCCUUCCUGCCCAUUGCAGCCCGCAACGCCUUCGGCAGCUCCCUCUACUUUGGACUGAAGGGGCCUGUGUGUGUUGCUGUGGCGGAGCAGGGGGUCUCACCAAUGGCCUCCUCUUUCAUCUCAGGAACAGUGAUAUCAGUGGCAGUCAGCUUGACUCUGUACCCACUCUCUGUGCUUGUGGCAAACAUGCAGUCACAAGUAGGUGGGGACGUUAAAGGGGUCAUAGCAUGCUGGGCUCUGCUCUGGAAAUCUCGUAAUAGGAGUUUGGCGUUACUGUAUCGAGGAGGUUCCAUGGUUAUCCUGAGGUCGUGCAUCACUUGGGGACUCACCACUGCCAUUUAUGACAGGCAGGAGAAACAAUCAGGCUGAAGAUUCGUGCUCCAGACAUUUUUAUCCACAAAAGUGUAUUCAAUUUUGAUAUUGUUCACAGGAGACAUUUUGACUUAUAACUGCAAGAAAAAAAACGUAUUGAUAAGCCUUUAUAGUGUGGGAGUGAACUACCACAAGCAAUUCCGGUACUCUGAAACCAUAACUUUAACAAUUAUUCAAUAUAUUACUUCCACCUGCGCUUCUCUGAUGUUUACUGCAGUGAGUGAAGAAAAUGCAGUCAUACUAACAAGCUAAUUUUCUGUGUCAAAAUGUGCUAUCAAGCUGACAGCACCACUGCUAAGACUUCUGGUCUCAGAGAUGGGUUUGAAUAGUUCUCCUUUGAUGAAGUUGUCAGUCACAUAUGCUUUGAAUUUUUAUUGUUUUGUAAGGAAAGAAAUUUUGCUUAGGACUCAAAAAACAAGAAAUGCUGCAAGCCAGCCAGGCUUAAAGAACAGAUGCCAUAAUAUAGUCAGAAACACAGAUUAGUUUUCUACUACCUGAGAAUUAGGAUUAUUGUGCACUGCCGGUAAUGGAAUCACACAGCCACAAUGUAAUUCUGCAGGGGCAGUCCAAGAUUUUUUGGGGCCUAAAGCAGAAUUUGAUUUGGGGCCCAUCAACCACCCACUUUAGCGCAGCCACAAUUAUCCAUGAAUUGUCCAUGUUUGAUCAUUUGUCAUGUCAUACAUGAUAUGCCUUUCUAGUGUAGUGGAAAGAAAUAAACCAAGUUAACUUUUGUAAAUUCAAAACAUCUGACUGUUCAUACUGUUUUUUAAAAUGUGCAGAAUGGCAGAAAAGUAUAUUAAUUCAUAAACAUACCUUUAUCCCAAUGCUUCCCCCUCAUUUUUCUUUUUAGCAAAAUAAGUCUUUUUUUUUUUUUUUACAUAUUUGCUGCGGUCUACUUUAAAACACUUAUAGUGGGCAUGAACGUGGCCGCAGCUAUGACAGUGAAAGUGAUCAAACCAGUAGCAUUAACCUGUCAUUUUAUUAAAAUAUGUAUCAAAAAUAUUUAGCUUUCUCUUUCAUGAAUACAACUUAUAUAUCACAAAAAUUUAACAUUUAUUAACCUGCAUUGUGUGACAUUUCAAAUGCUCUCGGGGGGCCCCCUGCUGGUGAGGGAGCCCACAACCAGCUGCUUAGUCUGCUUAUAGCUGACACAUUGACUUAUGCUUGUCCUACUUAAAAAAGGUCACUCCCUCUUUCUAUGCUUCUAUGAGGUCAUUUACAACAAGCGAGUUGUUAAUAUCAGCCAGGUACAGCUUGACCACGCACACCCAUUGACGAGAGUGCAAACUGCAAGUCGUAAGGUACUAUUAUUAUGUGUUAUGAAACAGGUUUUCUGUGCACAGAGGGAGUUAUGUUGUAGUUCAGUGUAAAACACUGGCACUAUACUGAAUUAUAUUCAGUCUUACACUUUUAAUGUAAUCUGUUAUUUCCUCAGGACUGUCAGUCUUUCUGUAGCCAAUGAUUGAAGGUAAUAAUCAUUGUUGUUUUACUUUUUAAAAAGUUAAUUUGAAUGUCUUUUGUUUGUGUGAAAUGUCAUUUUUAUUCUGGGCAUUUUAUGUGCUAAAGAGGACAACCUACUGUGACUCAUUAACUCACCUGUUGUUUUAUUAUUAUUAUUUUUAAAUGAUCCUUUUAUACUGAUCCUUAGCAUAAGACCCCAUAAAUCUAUGUGCUGUUUACAUCUGUGGAUUGCCGUCUUUUUGCAAGAUAAACAAUUUCCUUCUGAAAAAAAAAAACCAAGGUAUUAAGCCAUGUAUGGUCUCAAUAUAUAUGGUGACCAUGAAUCAUCAUAUACAUAUUAUGAAUUAAAGACUGUAAGAAAAUAAAGCUAAGUUUCGGUCACUACUGCACUGUUUCCUGACAGCAAGAAGGUUUUGGGGCAGGGCUAAGUGGGGCCUUCCUUUGAGGAAUUUUCCUGCUCUUGCUUGUGGAAAUGUCCAAACACAUCCCGACUGGAUGAAUCAGGAAAAUAAUUCUUUGCUGCCUCUUGUUUAGCUAGGUUCCCCACACACACACACACACCCCAAGAGCAUGCGGCUGCUUCACCUGAAGGUAUAUAAUUUGCUUACAGCGUAGAACAGUAAAAGAACAUGUAUUUGACUGUCAAAACAGCAUAUUUUCCCCUAUUUACUGCCAAACAAAAUAACAGUUACUGGAAAGUAUUGGUGUUUUCCCACCAAGUGCAUUAACAAAUUACAGUCAUUCGACUUCAACUGGUUUCUUUCCCUUUCUUGUUAUGAUUAUUUUUAAGUUGGCUUGUCAUAACCCUGUAGCCCACUAGAUGGUACUGUGCUAAAAGAGAAAAACGUGAAAUCCAUCACAUCACCUACAAUAGGUGUCCGUUUUUCCAAACGUGCGGAUACGUGAAGGAAUUCAUCAUGCGAUUGCAACACUGCAUAGGAAGAACUUUGACCCAACAUAUCAUUUUUAAGGAGGUUUGAGAGGGCGGUGAGACAUCAAGAGUGUCCAAUUAAAAUUCGCCUUCUGAGCUUUGAAAGCCAAUGAGAGCCAGAGGACCGGUGUCCAUGUUGGCGUGCACAAGGGCGUGUUGUCUCUAUUUAAACCGUUGGCUUUGCACGGAUUACACACACACACAGUUACCUGUUAAAGAUUGUCUUGCAACGCGGUCCUACACCAGGUAAAACUCUUUAAAUUGUUUUGUUUUUCCAGCUGUCUUAGCCUGCUGAUAAAUUAUUUUUUUCUUAAUUGCUAAGAAAAAAAUGCGAACGAAUUGUUUAUUUUAAGUGAUUAUUUAUGUGCUGUGUAUUAAAAUAUGAAAUACGUUAUGCAACGUUUUGGUGUGUAUCUCUUUUAGUACACUCACUGGUGUGUUAGUCACUUCAGUUAUGGCGCAGGGUGUGUACAGAUACCUGACAGUGCCUCAUUUCUCUGCCCGCAGAUUAGGGCUGUCUAUAAGUCUUUAUCAGGCUACCUAAGGUUAAUUUUCCUAGACAGCAUGGUCUUUAAGGGGUCUUUUCCCUAGGGUGGUGUUAAAAAUAAAAAUGCACCCAUUAUUCUGUGCGGUCUAUUGGUGUGGACAGCAAAGAAGACAGACGCUCCCCUAAUGGGAUAGGUCACUGAAUUUCCUAAUACUGCAGUAUUUAUGCCCUGACUUCAGUCCUCCUGGAAAUAUUAAAUUCCUAUAAAACUUGUUCCAAUGCACAUGCGCUUCUAAUCUUAUUUGCUUAGUUGGCACAGGUGUAAAAUUCUCCGUAUCUCUUUAAUAACUGUACAUAAAUGCAAAUCAGUGCACAGAUGCACCAUUUUUCUCUGUUAACAAGAGCCAUUUGUGGAUUUGAAUGCCACCCAGUUAAACACUACAUCACGUUAGUUCACCGUGGUGAGAUAGAGGUACAGAUACUUGUUGUUUCAGGUGACUGCAUGGUUCACAUAACCUUUUUUUUUUUUU